Messenger RNA from Phascolarctos cinereus (koala), 3080 nucleotides. It is a transcript of the gene CARD9, whose product is annotated as caspase recruitment domain family member 9. Gene Ontology annotation, molecular function: CARD domain binding. Gene Ontology annotation, biological process: regulation of apoptotic process; positive regulation of canonical NF-kappaB signal transduction. Gene Ontology annotation, cellular component: cytoplasm. The record is from RefSeq and is a predicted model, not a curated record. NCBI's taxonomy places the organism in Eukaryota, Metazoa, Chordata, Mammalia, Diprotodontia, Phascolarctidae.
CUAUCAGGUUCUGAGGACCAAGGAAAUGGACUGGCUUCAGCACAUGGAAGACAGAGUUAUAGCCAAGCGGGGAGCUCCAAGAACAAUCUGAGAGGUGCUUUGUCCAGCUUCUGUUUGGCUCUCUCCUGUGGCUGCGGGUGUUUCCCAGAAAAUCGUCUUCCCUCCACCAUGUCAGACUAUGAAAAUGAUGAGGAAUGUUGGAAUAUGCUCGAGAGCUUUCGGGUGAAGCUUAUCUCCGUCAUUGACCCUUCCAGGAUCACACCAUACCUCCGACAGUGUAAGGUCAUUAACCUUGAUGACGAGGAACAAGUUCUCAAUGAUCCUAACCUGGUCAUUCGAAAAAGGAAAGUAGGUGUUCUUUUGGACAUCCUCCAAAGGACUGGUCACAAUGGGUAUGUGGCCUUCCUGGAGAGUCUAGAACUUUAUUACCCACAGCUAUAUAAGAAAGUCACUGGGAAGGAACCCACCAGGGUCUUCUCCAUGAUAAUAGAUGCUUCUGGGGAGUCAGGCCUGACACAGCUGCUCAUGAAUGAAGUCAUGAAGCUGCAGAAGAAGGUGCACGAUCUGAGCGUGAUGCUGAGUGCCAAAGAUGACUUUAUCAAGGAAAUGCGGGUGAAGGACAGCAUGCUACGUAAGCACCAGGAACGGGUGCAGAAGAUGAAGGAUGAUUGUGAGGCCUUUAGCCGGGAGCUCAAGAGGUGCAAGGAUGAGAACUAUGACUUGGCCAUGCUCUACGCCAGGCAGAGUGAGGAAAAAAACACUGCACUCAUGAGAAACCGUGACCUUCAGCUUGAGAUAGACCGACUAAAGCACAACCUGAUGAAGGCUGAGGAUGACUGCAAGGUAGAGAGGAAGCACACGAUGAAACUCAGGCAUGCUAUGGAGCAGAGGCCAAGUCAGGAGGUUAUGUGGGAGAUCCAGCAGGAGAAGGAUCUUCUUCAAGCAAAGGUCCAAGAACUGGAGAGCUCCAUGAAGGCAGGAAGGUGGGACAAGAAUAAUGCUUACAUCCAGAUUCUGGAGGAAGACUGGAGGCAGACUCUGAAGGAUCACCAGGAAAAGGAAAACAUAAUUUUCCACCUACGAAAGGAGCUGCGGCAGGCUGAGGCACUUCGGAACAAGAGCAUAGAAGAGAAGGAGAUGUUUGAGCUGCAGGGCAUGGCCCUGCGUAAGGAUUCCAAGAUGUACAAAGAACGCAUUGAAGCUAUCUUGCAGCAGAUGGAGGAAGUAGCUAUAGAAAGGGACCAGGCCAUCAUGACAAGGGAGGAGUUCCACCUGCAGCAUUCGAAUAGCCUGAAGGAGAAGGACGAGCUCCGGAAGCAGAUCCGGGAGCUGGGUGAAAAGUAUGAUGAGCUGCAGUUACGGCUGUUUAAGAAAGAGGGGCAGGUACUGUCCAUGGAGAGCAAGCUGAAGCGGCUGCAGUCGGAGACGCCCAUUCUGAGUUCAGACUUAGAUGACAGCUCGCCCAGGAAUUCUCAGGAGUUAACUCUUCCCAGGGACCUGGAGGAGGAUGCACAGCUCUCCAACAAAAAUCAUCCAGCUAAGGAGAGGCUCCUAGAACAGCCCUUCGCCACCACAAAGGAGAAGCUUUUUCUGGCCCAAAAUGGAGGUGGACUGAGCAAUGGGGAUCCACAAGAGAAGGAACGGCGCCGUAUUAAAGAAAGCUUUGAGAACUAUCGUAGGAAGUGGGCACAUAGAAAGGUUCACCGUAGAACCCGGCAGGGAGAAGUAGACUGGGAAAACACCACAGGAAGUGACAACACAGAUACGGAGGGCUCCUAAGGCUAUACUGGCCUGCUGAACCCACGGCCCUAAAUCUCCCCAGCCAGUUUACUUAACCUCUUUGACAGGCCUAAUCAAUUUGCCAUCACUCGUAUGGAUAGAAUGGAACAGGGAUGUCAAAAAUCAAAAACAUUUCAGCCUCAAAACCAUCUCUGCGUGGCUUAGAUUCAGAAGGAAGGUCAUGUAUUUUGGACUGCUGAACCCAAGGCUUUAAGAUCUGAAUUAGGAUCUUAAUUAGAUUAUUUUAGAUUGGCAUUAAAAUGAUUUCGUAGCCAUAAUGAAGGAUGGAUAUGAAGAAUUCUGAGAAAGACAAGAAGACUUACUUAAACAGUAUAGGAUAAAGAAGACAGAAGCAAAGAACAAUUACAAUAACAGUGUGAAUGAAGACAACAUUAAACAACAACAAAACUGGGGUCAAAUCCGAUGGAAAACAAUGGAACCAAAUUAUUAAAGCUGAAGGAGCCAACCAACCAUCCUUUAUGUGAACAAACAGAAAACUGCAAGAUAUAGAAAGUGAUCUGUAUUAUCAGCAUACGAAGCCUUAGAGGCCAUUUUGCUCAACUGUCUGGGGCUCAUAUACAUGUGCAGUUUGUUUGUUGGCAUGUCUGCUGUGUCAAAAUAAAACUGUAUUAAAAGGAAAUGGAUUUGUGCUAAAAAAGCAAUGAACACUAAGGGUAACUAGCAAACUGUCUUCCACGGACAGUGUUAUUAGUAAUUUUUUUAAUAAUCACAAAGCAGAUAAUUGAAAAUUUACUGCAACUUUACUGGUUUGUUUGCAAAAAGAUCUGGAUGUGCUCUACUGAUUUCUUUGCUUAUCUGAUUGUGAAUAAUGGGAAAUCAAUUGUUCAUAAUAAUAAUAAUUAGAAUUGUUAGACUGUAGAAAGUGUGCUAAAGUUUGAGCCAGGAGAAAGCUGAUUUGAAUCCUGACUCUUAAUGGUUGUGUGACACCAGUCAGUCAACUAGCGUUAAUAUUUACUAUGUGUUAGACUUGGUGCUAAGCAAUAGGGAUACAAAGGAAGGCAAAAAAAACCAGUUCCUGCCCUCAAACAGCUAACAGAAGAGACAACAUGCAAACAAAGAUGCAUAAACAAGAGAUAUACAGGCUAAACUGAGGGGUAGAGAGUAGGCACUAGAGAUUAGGGAAGUAAUCCCAGGCAAAUUAUUUUGUGUUUGAAACUGUUUCCUCAUCUGUAAAAUAGGGGUAAUAAUAUGUACACUACCUACUUCAUGGGAUACUUGGGAGGAAAAUGCUUUUUAAAUCUUAAAAUGUUAUAUACAUGUGAGUUAUGUUUUUUAAUGAA